UCGGGCAAUGGUGCACGAGGGUCCCUCUCAUUUGUUUAGGUACCAUGGAGUGGCACCUCCCGGAUCGAUGCCUUCGUCAGUUUGGUCGGGAGCAGUGCAUUCCGUUGGAAGUCCCCGAGAGUCAAAGGGCGUUUCAUGGUCGAGAUGGUCGGCAAGGUACUCACGAUUGGCCCACGAAGUUGGCGGAAUUGAUCGCGGUAUGGGAGAACCGACAACUUCAAGAUAUUGUCACUCCAACAAGUGUGGGUCGAAUGGGGUAUCAUGACCCAUACAUGGAUAGAUAUCGGCAAACAUCGGUUCGGUACGUGACUCCGGAGGGUGCGGCCGAUGGUGCAUUGGCUGAUGGGAUCGAGCGGAUCAAAGCGUUGACCCAUGGGAAACAAGGAAUGAGACAUGAAGAUGUGAGCUUCAUCAGGAGGAUGACAAACAGUCUGCUUGGAUGUAUCAGAGCACAAGGUCGUGAUCAUCGUAGAUACCCACCCAUGCCCGCACCGGUGCCACCUCCAGUACAAGUUGAUGUCCCCCAUCCCCCACCACCAUACGAGAGAAAGAAAAGCAAGAAGGUUCGGGAAAGACCUCAUGAGCCCGAGAUAAAGCCGUUACCGGCGUGG
Messenger RNA from Linum tenue, 611 nucleotides. Lineage: Eukaryota; Viridiplantae; Streptophyta; Magnoliopsida; Malpighiales; Linaceae. The record is from the annotation of a GenBank genome assembly.